Messenger RNA from Mercenaria mercenaria, 14705 nucleotides. RefSeq lists its product as uncharacterized. The transcript is spliced from 19 exons. The record is from RefSeq and is a predicted model, not a curated record. Lineage: Eukaryota; Metazoa; Mollusca; Bivalvia; Venerida; Veneridae. Gene Ontology annotation, molecular function: oxidoreductase activity, acting on metal ions. Bases 322 to 2835 code for a protein of 837 amino acids.
UUUAUUUUAUUUUUUAAGAUUUACGUCCCUUUGUUGUUACUUUAAAUAACUUAUAUUGUAACUUUUUGCAAUCUCUUUUUUUAUUUGGCUUAAAUGUUUGCCUCAAUGAGACAGGGAGUGUCUUGUGCAACUCCCAGUCCUUUUGACAGCUUACGGGCUCGACAUGUUGCCCGUGGGCAUCUAGUAUUGUACUGUAUUCAUACAGGUAUGUAAAGGUGAUUGUAUUACUACUGUAGUGUCAUAUUAAUGUUUGGAUAAGAUAUAGCUGUCAUAACCAUUUGAAUUGUUUGUCAACUUGUAUAUUAUUUUAGCGGAGGGAAGAUGUACUUGUUAUGUGUGCUCCUUAUGCUUCCUGUUGUGUUUGGCUACAGUAAGGGACCACCGUCAGAAAGAUGUGACAACAUGCGCCCAGGUCAUGAUAGAGAGCCACAGACUAUUGCAGCUCCAUUUGAGAUAACUUUUUUACCUGAUAAAUUGACAUAUACAGCAAAUGAACAGAUACAAGUGACUUUGAAAGGCAAAGGGAGUCAGAAGUUCAAAGGAUUUUUAAUUCAGCCACGUCCUAUUGCUAGCAAUUAUACAACAUAUGGUUCUAUACAAUCAAAUCCAGCAGGAACACGGAAUCCAUGCUCAAACGAGAGAACCAAUAAGAAUGUUGCCUUGUCACAUGACAGUAAAACAGAGAAGUCGUCUGUUACAUUUACCUGGAUGGCACCUUCAUCAGAUGUUGGAAACAUUGUGUUUGUCUUCUCUGUUGUUCAGGAUUAUGGAACGUUUUGGGUCAAAAAAUCAUCUGCAGCUUUAAGAUAUGCUCAGUCGAUCACUCCCACUGAUAUCCCAACAACUGCAGUGACAGACUCUCUGACAGAUGCUCCAACUAGUGGUCCCGUUGUUACACCUACAGAUGAACCUACAGAGUCACCCUCAUCCAUGAUCAACCGAGACCAAGCAUGUGGUAUAACAAAAGGCUGUUUCCCUGCUCCAUCAGAUUGCACCACAAACUGUGACUAUCUAGUUACUUGGAGAGAAUCUGGAAUUGAGGAUGUAGAAUUUACACUCCAAAGAAAAACAGCGGAAAAUAAUUACUGGAUUGCUAUUGGACUAUCAGAUGACCCUAAAAUGGGAAAUGACAGUGUAACAGAAUGUGUUUCCUAUGAUGGUAUCGUUGAUGUCAAGGUCUCAUUCAAUGAUCCAACAUAUAAAAUGAAUAGGCGUCUGGAUACUUCAAACUUUGGUGUAGGUUGGAUAGCUGGAUCAUACAGUAAUGGCCUCCUAUCAUGUACAUUUACACGCAAAAAAACUGCAGCAUUUGCCUACAAUGCUUUGGGCCGUCGUCGACGAGAAGUAGCCGAUGAAACAACUUUCUUUGAUCUUGGUUCAGAAUGGUUUCUGUUAGUUGCACAUGGAAAUAGCAUCAAUGGUAAUUUGAUGCCGCACUCACAGUAUCCAAAAAUAUCCAUGACAAAGAUUGAUUUCCUUACUGCUGAUACAGACACAGGUACCACACCAGCUGUGAGUGCCACAGGGAUUAUCAAGAAGGACAGUAGAUGUGGAAAGAGUGUUGGAUGUUACCAUGAUUGUGGCAGCAGUGAUUCCUGUGGAUUUUUAUUGACCUGGAUGGAGAAUGGAGAUGAUAUAGAUUUUACCUUGACCUGUAAACGAGGUAGCAACAGUGUCUACUGUGCCAUUGGUUUGUCAAAGGAUAACAAAAUGGGAGAUGACAGUGUUUUUGAAUGUGUGCACAGUGGUGGAACAGCAUCAGUGUUUUUAUCAUACAAUGAUGGCAGAAGUAAUAACAGGCUUGAUCAGGAUAAAUUUGGUCUAAGUUCUAUAUCAGCUUCAUAUGAAGAUGGGAUUUUGACAUGUGCAUUUUCAAGAAAAAGAACAGCAUCAUUAAGUGAAGCAGCUAUCUCAGGGCGUAAAAAGCGAGCAACUGUUGCAUCAUCUGCUACAUACUUUGAUAUGAGUGAGGACUGGACAUUAUUGUAUGCUUAUGGAUCGGUUAUUGGAGGUUAUAUCAGUAAGCAUGCAGUGUUGCCUACAGUAUCAUCUCAGAAAGCAGACUUCCAGAGCUUUAUGGACAUCAGUGCCACAACAAUAGAUAGAUCAUUGAUUAAACUUCAUGGUAUUUUGAUGACAGUUGCUUGGAUGUUCUUUGCUGUGUUUGGUAUAUUUAUGGCAAGAUUUUACAAGUGUGUGUGGCCUGAUGGAAUGGAAUGGUGUGACCAGAAACGCUGGUUCAUUGUACACAGAUCUUGUAUGGUGACAGCAUUUCUCCUGACAGCAGCAUCUUUUGUUGUUAUAUUUGUGCAUGUUGGAGGAUAUGCUGAGAUAGAGGGAUCAGGUUUUGAGAAAUCUCAUCCUAUCAUAGGGAUAGUGGUCAUGUGUUUAGCUCUUAUUAAUCCUAUAAUGGCAGUAUUCAGACCUCACCCAGGAACACCAAAACGACCAGUAUUCAAUAUUUUUCACAAGGGGUUUGGUACAGGAGCUGCAGUCUGCUCAAUUAUGAAUAUUUUCUCUGGGACCAUUCUAACAGGAGCAUUUGUACCAGAAUAUGUGAGAAUUGUACUCUGGGUGGCCAUAGGCUGGUGUGCUCUUAUUGAAAUCAUAUCAUUUGUAUAUGACUGCCAAACACAGAAAGAAAAUAAAGGUGAAGCAUAUGAACUGAAACCAGUGGGAGGGGAAAUGGAGAAACAGGAAAGACACCAGAAUGUUCCAUUGUUUAAGAUUGUUAUUCUGUGGUUACAUUUGGUGAUACUGGUUGGGCUGACAGCAGGUGUAUGUGUUCUUAUAGCAGUGGGAGACCGUAUAGCAGACCAUGAUGAGCAUCACUGAAUGAUACACAGACACUUAGUAGAUGUUUUAACUUGAGGGUCACUAUCUAUUCCUACCAUGUUUUAGACAAGGAAAACUAAAACACCACUUUCUUUGGCCUUUUUAGCUCACCUGUCACAAAGUGACAAGGUGAGCUUUUGUGAUCGCGCAGCGUCCGUCGUCCGUCCGUGCAUGCGUGCGUCCGUCUGUAAACUUUUGCUUGUGACCACUCUAGAGGUCACAUUUUUGAUGGGAUCUUUAUGAAAGUUGGUGAGAAUGUUUACCUUGAUGAUAUCUAGGUCAAGUUCGAAACUGGGUCAUGUGCCUUCAAAAACUAGGUCAGUAGGUCUAAAAAUAGAAAAACCUGGUGACCUCUCUAGAGGCCAUAUAUUUCACAAGAUCUUCAUGAAAAUUGGUCAGAACGUUCACCUUGAUGAUAUCUAGGUCAAGUUCGAAACUGGGUCACGUGCCUUCAAAAACUAGGUCAGUAGGUCAAAUAAUAGAAAAACCUUGUGACCUCUCUAAAGGCCAUAUUUUUCAUGGGAUCUGUAUGAAAGUUGGUUUGAAUGUUCAUCUUGAUGAUAUCUAGGUCAAGUUCGAAACUGGGUCACGUGCGGUCAAAAACUAGGUCAGUAGGUCUAAAAAUAGAAAAACCUUGUGACCUCUCUAGAGGCAAUAUAUUUCAUGAGAUCUUCAUGAAAAUUGGUCAGAAUGUUCACCUUAAUGAUAUCUAGGUCAGAUUCGAAAUUGGGUCACGUGCCAUCAAAAACUAGGUCAGUAGGUCAAAUAAUAGAAAAACCUUGUGACCUCUCUAGAGGCCAUUUUUUUCAUUAGAUCUGUAUGAAAGUUGGUCAGAAUGUUCAUCUUGAUGAUAUCUAGGUCAAGUUCGAAAGUACCUUCAAAAACUAGGUCAAUAGGUCAAAUAAUAGAAAAACCUUGUGACCUCUCUAGAGACCAUAUUUUUCAAUGGAUCUUCAUGAAAAUUGGUCAGAAUUUUUAUCUUGAUAAUAUCUAGGUCAAAUUCAAAACUAGGUCACAUGAGCUCAAAAACUAGGUCACUAUGUCAAAUAAUAGAAAAAACGAUGUCAUACUCAAAACUGGGUCAUGUGGGAAGAGGUGAGCGAUUCAGGACCAUCAUGGUCCUCUUGUUAUAUUGAACAGGAAUGUGAUUUUUUUUAGCUUGACUAUUCAAAGAAUAGUCUGAGCUAUUCUACUCACCUUGGCGUCAGCAUCUUACCUUUAUUUAACCAGGUUUUUGUAGAAAAGCAGUUAUUAGAUUGGGGUAUGUCGUCGGGCGGGCAUUCGGGUGUCAAACUUGGUUUCCGCACAACAACUUUAGUUUGGAAUAAGCUAUAGGCACCAAACUUGACCUGUAGAUAGAUGGUAAGGAGAUUAAGGUUGGGAUUACAUUUAGGGUCAUUUGGAUCGAGGUCAAGGUCGCUCUUUCUAAAAAUAGAAAAAUUGGUUUCUGCACAAUAACUUUAGUUUACAUUGAUAUAUUGAAAUUAAACUGGGUCUAUAGGUAGCUUAUAGAAAAACCAAGGUUGGGAUUGUAUAUGGGUCAUUGGGGUCAAGUUCAAGGUCAUGAUAACUUAUUUAAUCUUCACACUUAGAAAAUUCCAUGGCGGCGCGUUGGCUAGAGCGUUGGGCCAAAAGCUACUUUUUAGUCAGUGUGACGGAAGGGCGUCGGUUCAGAUCCUACUAAGAUCUAAAUUUUUCUUUCUAUUUUGCUUUUUUUUUUUAUGAUAAAAAGGUCAUUAUAAUGCCAUUUGGUCAAGGUCACAGUUACUUAAAAUAGAUUUUUUUUCUUUAAAAGAAAUUUUAUUUCUCAGUGCGGUCAUCAAAAAGGUGGUUUCCGCUUUAUAAUUUUAGUUUGGCCUUACUUACUGCUACCAAACUUUGUGCACAGCAAGCUUACCUGAAAAGUUAGCUUUGAAUGGUAUUUGGGGUCACUGUUACUAAAUAUAGAAAAAUGGUUUCCACUCAAUAUAUUUAGUUUGGGUACACUUAUUGUCAGUAUACUUGGUGUGUAGAUAGCUUAUAUCAAACACAAAAGGUUGAGAAUGUUUUUGAGGUCACUUGGAUCAGGGUCAAGGUCAGUGUAGCUAAAAAUAGAAAAAUGGGGUCAUAUUUGAAAUAAAAAAUAGAUUUUUGUUCUGUGAAAUGGAAGGGUGUUGGUUCAAAUCUCACCGAGUUCCAAACAAAUUUUUUUUUCUUUUUUUUCUUUUUUUUUUUGGUGACAAAAAGGUCAUUUUAAAAUGCCAUUGGGUAACUAAAAUUAGAAAAGUAUGGUCAUAGAUAUAAUAAAAGAUAUCUGUAAAACGACUAUUUUUUUAAAGAACCUAUUGGCGUGAUGCAAUUGAAAAUCUGGUUUUCGUGGAAUUUCCACAUUUCUUGGUAAAGUUUUACAUGCAAGUACAUACAGCUGUCACUUAAAGGUAUAUAGCUUUGAAACUUAUGUUUUCUUUAUCUAGGUCAAUUACCAACCUAACUCGGUCAAGUCCCAUUACUCUGACAUGUAUUUUGGCAAAAUUUUGCCCCCUUUUGGAUUACCGUAUUUUCCCAAGUCUUGGGACACCCUUAAAGUGGAGGACGGACGUUUUGGCCACGGACAUUUUUGUCUGGACGUUUUGGUCUAGGAUCUUUUGGCCUAAGAUGUUUUGGCCAAGAAAAUUUUUGAGGUAGGAUGUUUUGGCCAAAAAAAAAAUAUUUCCAUAAUAUGCAAAAUAUGAUAUGGAUAUUAAUAUGUUAUCAUAUGUUACAGUAUAAUUGAUCAUUUUUUAAGAAAAAUAAUUGUGAAUAAAAUUUAUUUUCAUAACUCUUGAUUUGUUGUAAAUGGCAAAUAUUUUCACAUACACACACACAUACACAAUGUAUAUAUAUAUAUAUAUACAUAUAAAAAGAUUAUAAAGAAAUAAAAAUAAAAUACCAUGAGUAUGUUUUAUUAUCAGUUUCAUUUAUUUACUUACACUAUAACAAAGAGCUAUAAAAAUAAAUGUUUUUAUACUUCGUUGACUAUAACAAUUUUUAGAAUAAUCUCCAGACCAUAUUUUGCAUGAUAUGGAACCACAAUUUAUUUUUGGCCAAAACGUCCUACCCCCAAAAAAUGCCUGGCCAAAAAAUCAUAGGCCGAAAGAUCCUAGGCCAAAACGUCCGGGCCAAAACAUCCACUGGCCAAAACGUCCUACAUUCCCUUAAAGUUGGGACACCCUCAAAAAUUGCCAAAAUAAUUAUUUUUUCGUACCUAAAAUUUGGGACAGAAGAAAAAUUGGACAUUUUUCUGUUACUAGAAGUUGGACAGUCAGUGAAGCAAUUGUUUUACCAACAAAAAAAGUGAGAAAAAUCGAGAGAAAAUUGAAUUAUAUUACUGUUUAAAUUGACUUGUUAAACUUCAUAAAAAAAGCUGAAGUUAUAAUCAGUAAUUUGACUGAUUGUAAAAUGAUAACGACCUAUUAAUUGCAUAUAAUAUGUCACACUCGUAAAUUUAUUACACUCAUAAUUUCUCAAACAAUUGUACAAACAAAUAUUAAUUUUAGUUUAGUGACAUUGCGUAAGCUUUUUAAUCUGCCCAGAGGAUUAAAUUGCAGUGACAUUUCACAUGGAGAGAGCACAAUAUUAUAGCAAGUGAAUGUGCAAGCUGCUUGCUCCAUGUCUACUAUCUUUACCAUCAUCAUCUGCAUGUGUGGUAAACUCGUAUUUGUGUUCUUGACAGAAUUAUGCCCCUUUGUGUAACUUCCUUUGGUUUUGCUGUAACUCUGUGAUUCCAGCAGGUAUACAAAUUUUGAUUCCAUACCUCAUGUUUUUAUUUCGAUGUAAAUGAGAUGUGGAACCAAAAUUUGUAGUCCUGUUUGGCGCCAUAUAACCUAUACUGUGUUUGUGCGCCAUAAAACCCAAAUAAAUAAAUAAAUUAAUUAAAGUAGAGGUCUCUUAUUGAGACAUAUAUUCAUUUUACUAUCAAAUCGCUGAAUAGUGGAGCGUGCUGUCGUACGAACAGCUCUUGUUUUAAUUUGCAGUUUGUAAACAUGGUUUUCUGUGGGAUUUCUAUGUAACCUCUUAUUUCUAUUGACAAAAAUUCAUUCCCACAACUUUUACUUUUUCUUUAAAAUACCGCACUGCUUAAAAUAAUUUAAGUUACGUGAAACUCUUAUCCACUAAACUUGUGUUAUAUUAAAUCUUUGAACAGUGUCAGAUAUUUGUACCUACUGACAACAAAGUUGUAGGGGGAGGGUAUACUGGUUUCAGGUUGUCCGUCUGUCCGUAGACACAAGCUUGUGUGCACCAUCUCUCCUCAUCCCCUUGACACAAUUUAAUGAAACUUCACACAAGUGAUCAGUAACAACAGUAGUUGUGCAUGGGGCAUGUUAGGUUCUUUCAACGACAAAAAUUGCAGAGUUAUGGGACUUUGUUUCUUGUUAACAUACUAUGUACAUACAGUCUGCAUAUGCAAUCUUGUGCGCGCCUAAUCUUCUGAACCCAUGCACAUAAUUUAAUGAAACUUCACACAAGUGAUCAGUAUCAACCCUGGUUGUGCAUGGUGCAUGUUAUGUUCUUUUAGAUAAAUAUUCUGCAUAGUUAUAGGACUUUGUUUUUAGCUCACCUGAGCAAUGCUCAGGUGAGUUUUUCUGAUCGCUCGAUGUCCGGCGUCCGGCGUCUGUCGUCUGUCGUCCGUCGUCUGUCAACAUUUAGCUUGUGUAUGCGAUAGAGGCUGUAUUUUUAGCCCACCAUCAUCAGAUGGUGGGCUAUUAAAAUCACUCUGCGUCCGUGGUCCGUCCGUCCGUCAUUCCGUCCGUCCGUCCGUUAACAAUUUCUCGUUAUCGCAUCUCCUCAGAAACUACUGGGGGGAUUUUUACCAAACUUUGUCAGAAUGAUGUGUUGGUACCCUAGUUGUGUCCCCCUGAAAAUCAGACUGGUUCAACAAUUUAUGAGUGAGUUAUGGCCCUUUGUUUAUUUCUAUAUUUUACAUAGAUUUAUAUAGGGAAAAACUUUGAAAACCUUCUUGUCCAAAACCACAGAGCCUAGGGCUUUGAUAUUUGGUUUAAAGCAUUAUCUAGUGGUCUUCUACCAAGAUGAUUCAAAUUAUUUCUCUGGGGUCAAAUAUGGCCCCGCCCUGGAAGUCACAUGGUUUAUAUAGACUUAUAUAGGGAAAAACUUUGAAUAACAUCUUGUCCAAAACCACAAGGCCUAGGGCUUUGCUAUUUUGUAUGUGACAUCAUCUAGUAGUCUUCUACUAAGAUUGUUCAAAUUAUACCCCUAGGGUCAAAAAUGGCCCCGCCCUGGGGGUCAUAUGGUUUACAUAGACUUAUAUAAGGAAAAACUUUGAAAAUCUUCUUGUCCAAACCACAAAGCCUAAGGCUUUGAUACUUGUAAUGUAGCAUCAUCUAGUGGUUCUCUACCAAGUUUGUUCAAAUUAUCCCCCUAGGGUCAAAAAUGGCCCCGCCCCGGGGGUCACAUGGUUCAUAUAGACUUAUAUAGGGAAAAGCUUUUAAAAUGUUCUUGCCAAUAACUACAACAUUCAAAUUUGGACCACAUGUAUAUUUUUGAGUGGCAAGAUGAACCUUGACAUGAGUUGACCUUGAUUUUGACCUAGUGACCUACUUUCACAUUUCUGUAGCUACAGCCUUCAAAUUUGGACCACAUGUAUAUUUUUGAGUGGCAAGAUGAACCUUGACAUGAGUUGACCUUGACUUUGACCUAGUGACCUACUUUCACAUUUCUGUAGCUACAGCCUUCAAAUUUGGACCACAUGUAUAUUUUUGAGUGGCAAGAUGAACAUUGACAUGAGUUGACCUUGAUUUUGACCUAGUGACCUACUUUCACAUUUCUGUAGCUACAGCCUUCAAAUUUGGACCACAUGCAUAGUUUUGUGCACUGGAAAAACUUUGACCUUGAUUUUGACCUAGUGACCUACUUUCACAUUUUUAGCUCAUCUGAUUUUUUGAAAAAAAAUGAUGAGUUAAUGUCAUCACUUGAGCGGUUGUCGGCGUCGGCGUCGGCAUCGGCGUCGGCGUCGGCGUCUGCGUCGGCGUUGCCUGGUUAAGUUUUAUGUUUAGGUCAGCUUUUCUCCUAAACUAUCAAAGCUAUUGCUUUGAAACUUGGAAUACUUGUUCACCAUCAUAAGCCGACCCUGUAUAGCAAGAAACAUAACUCCAUCUUGCUUUUUGCAAGAUUUAUGGCCCCUUUUGUACUUAGAAAAUAUCAGAUUUCUUGGUUAAGUUUUAUGUUUAGGUCAACUUUUCUCCUAAACUAUCAAAGCUAUUGCUUUGAAACUUGGAAUACUUGUUCACCAUCAUAAGCAGACCCUGUACAUCAAGAAACAUAACUCCAUCUUGCUUUUUGCAAGAUUUAUUGCCCCUUUUGGACUUAGAAAAUCAUUUUCUUGGUUGAGUAUUAUGUUUAAGUCAUCAGUUUUCUUGGUUAAGUUUUAUGUUUAGGUCAGCUUUUAUCCUAAACUAUCAAAGCUAUUGCUUUAAAACUUGCAACACUUGUUCACCAUCAUAAGUUGACCCUGUAUAGCAAGAAACAUAACUCUGUCCUGCUUUUUGCAAGAUUUAUGGCCCCUUUUGGACUUAGAAAAUAUCAGAUUUCUUGGUUAAGUUUUAUGUUUAGGUCAACUUUUUCUCUUAAACUAUCAAAGCUAUUGCUUUGAAACUUGCAACACUUGUUCACCAUCAUAAGCUGACCCUGUACAGCAAGCAACAUAACUCCAUCCUGCUUUUUGCAAUAAUUAUUGCCCCUUUUGGACUUAGAAAAUCAUUUUCUUGGUUGAGUAUUAUGUUUAAGUCAACUUUUCUCAUAAACUAUCAAAGCUAUUGCUUUAAAACUUGCAACAGUUUUUCACCAUCAUAAGUGGACACUGUACAUCAAGAAACAUAACUCUAUCCUGCUUUUUGCAAGAAUGAUGGCCCUUUUUAGACUUAGAAAAUCAUGGGUAGGACAAUAUUUCUAUUACACAAAAAAAAUCAGAUGAGCGUCAGCACCCGCAAGGCGGUGCUCUUGUUGAAGGUACAGGCGUCAAAUUUGGACCAUAUGCAUAGUUCCGUGUUUCAAAAUGAAAUUUGACAUUGAUUUUGACCUAGUGACCUACUUUCACAUUUCUCAAGCUGCAGCCUUCAAAUUUGGACCAUAUGCAUAGGUUUGUGUACCGAAAAAAACUUUGUCCUUCACGUUGACCUAGUGACCCACUUUCCCAUUUUUGAAGAUACAGGCUUCAAAUUUGGACCCCAUGCAUAGUUUUGUAUUCCGAAAUAAAAUUUGACCUUCAUUUUGACCUAGUGACCUACUUUUACAUUUCUCAAGCUACAGCCUUCAAAUUUGGACCACUUGCAUAGUUUUGUGUACCGAAAUGAACUUUGACCUUUACAUUGACCUAGUGACCUACUUUCACAAUUUUAAGGUACAGGCUUCAGAUUUGGACCACAUGCAUAGUUUUGUAUUCCAAAAUAAAAUUUGACCUUGAUUUUGACCUAGUGACCUACUUUUACAUUUCUCAAGCUAUACCCUUCAGAUUUGGACCACAUGCAUAAUUUUGUGUACUGAAAUGAACUUUGACCUUUACAUUGACCUAGUGACCUACUUUCACACUUUUGAAGGUACAGGCUUCAAAUUUGGACCACAUGCGUAGUUUUGUAUUCCGAAAUAGAAUUUGACCUUGAUUUUGACCUAGUGACCUACUUUUACAUUUCUCAAGCUACAGCCUUCAAAUUUUGACCACUUGCAUAGUUUUGUAUACCGAAAUGAACUUUGACCUUAAGAUUGACCUAGUGACCUACUUUCACAUUUCUGUAGCUACAGGCUUCAGAUUUAGAUCACAUGCAUAGGAUUGUGUACCGAAACAAACUUUGACCUUGACAUUGACCUAGUGACCUACUUUCACAUUUCUCAAGCUACAGCUUUCGAAUUUGGACCAUAUGCACAGUGUUGUGUACAGAAAUGAAAUUUGACCUUGAGCUAGUCAAUAAGUCUUGAAAUUUGGAACACCCAAAAAUGGCACAUUGGUGGGCGCCAAGAUCACUCUGUGAUCUCUUGUUCAAUUAAUCUUCAUGAAUAUUGGUCAGAAUGAUAACCUUGAUGAAAUCUAGGCCGAGUUCGAAAAUGGGUCAUCUCGGGUCAAAAACUAGGUCACUAGGUCAAAUCAAAGAAAAACCUUGUGUAUGCGAUAGAGACUGUAUUUUUCAUUUAAUCUUUAUGAAUAUUGGUCAGAAUGAUAACUUUGAUGAAAUCUAGGCCGAGUUCGAAAAUGGGUCAUCUCGGGUCAAAAACUAGGUCACUAGGUCAAAUCAAAGAAAAACCUUGUGUAUGCGAUAGAGGUGGUAUUUUUCAAUUAAUCUUCAUGAAUAUUGGUCAGAAUGAUAACCUUGAUGAAAUCUAAGCCGAGUUCGAAAAUGGGUCAUCUCGGGUCAAAAACUAGGUCACUAGGUCAAAUCAAAGAAAAACCUUGUGUAUGCGAUAGAGGCUGUAUUUUUCAAUUCUUCUUCAUGAAUUUUGGUCAGAAUGAUAACCUUGAUGACAUCUAGGCCGAGUUCAGAAAUGGGUCUUCUCGGGUCAAAAACUAGGUCACUAGGUCAAAUCAAAGAAAAACCUUGUGUAUGCGAUAGAGGCUGUAUUUUUCAAUUGAUCUUCAUGAAUUUUGGUCAGAAUGAUUGCCUUGAUGAAAUCUAGGCCGAGUUCGAAAAUGGGUCAUCUCGGGUCAAAAACUAGGUCACUAGGUCAAAUCAAAGAAAAACCUUGUGUAUGCGAUAGAGGAGGUAUUUUUCAAUUGAUCUUCAUGAAUUUUGGUCAGAAUGAUUACCUUGAUGAAAUCUAGGCAGAGUUCGAAAAUGGGUCAUCUGGGGUCAAAACCUAGGUCACUAGGUCAUAUCACGUAAAAACCUUGUGUAUGCGAUAGAGGCUGUAUUUUUCAAUUGAUCUUCAUGAAUUUUGGUCAGAAUGAUUGCCUUGAUAAAAUUUAGACCAAGUUCGAGAAUGGGUCAUCUGGGAUCAAAAACUAGGUCACUAGGUCAAAUCAAAGAAAAACCUUGUGUAUGCAAUAGAGGCUGUAUUUUUCAACUGAUCUUCAUGAAAUGUAGCCAGAAUGAUUACCUUGAUAAAAUCUAGGCUGAUUUCGAAAAUGGGUCAUCUGGGGUCAAAAACUAGGUCACUAGGUCAAAUCGAAGAAAAACAUUGUGUAUGCAAUAGAGGAUGUAUUUUUCAAUUGAUCUUCAUGAAAUUUGGUCAGAGUGAUUGCCUUGAUGAAAACUAGGUCGGUUUUGAAUAUGGGUUAUCUGAGGUCAAAAACUAGGUCACUAGGUCAAAUUAAAGAAAAAUCUUGUGUAUGCGAUAGAGACUGUUUUUUUCAGUUGAUAUUUAUGAAAUUUGGUCAGGUUGAUUGCCUUAAUGAAAUCUAGGUCGAAUUUGAAUAUGGGUCAUCUGAGGUCAAAAACUAGGUCACUUGGUCAAAUCAAAGAAAAAACUUCUGUAUGUGAUAGAGGCUGUAUUUUUCGGUUGAUCUUCAUGAAUUUAGGUCAGAAUGAUUGCCUUGAUAAAAUCUAGGUCGAGUUUGAACAUGGGUCAUCUAGGGUCAAAAACUAGGUCAUAUCUAAGAAAGUGCUUGUUUUAUCGCAAGAGACCAAUUUUUUGGUCCAAUCUUAAUGAAAAUUGGUCAGAAUAUUUGUUUCCAUGAAAUCACUAGGUCAAACAUGUUUUACACUGUUAUGGAGUGUUUCUUAGGUGAGCGACCUAGGGCCAUCUUGGCCCUCUUGUUUGUUACUAUACUAUAUACAUACAGUCUACAUACAUACAGUCCACAUAAUUAUGCAAUCUUGUGUGCGUCAAAUUGCAGUGUACUGUGUCAGUGCAUGCGGGGGGUACAUUCAUCACCUUUAGUGAUAGCUGUAGUUUAUUCUAUUUUGGUUCUUUGCAAUUUUAAAUGGUGGUCCUAUUGCAUGUUGAUUUUAUACUUUUGAUUGAUCUUGAAUUUUCAAGAUUUAAAUUAUAUUACUUUAAACCUAGAAAUGUUCGCGCAUACUAUAAUUUGCGUUUUUCAAAGCGUGGACAUUUUCGCGGAUACAAAUGUUCGCAGAAUCAUAUCCAUCGCAAAUCCAGCGAAAAAUGGAAUCGCAAGUGAACAUAUUUAGUAUACUAAUGUGAGUAUCACUGCAUAGUUGCAUUUAUAGUAUUAUCGAAAAUGUUCAGUUUUAUUGUACCCUUCAAUUGUAAAUGCACCCUAAUCUUUUUCAUCCAUAUCAACGGUUAUUCACAACCCAAAUUAUUGACAGUUGGUAAAUUGCUGAUAUUACACUGUCAUUAAUUUUGUUUGCCAUUUAAAUAGGCAAUUAAUCAUCACUUCGCAGACAUAGACACAAUAUUUUAAUUACAAAUAAUAUAUUGUAUUGGCUGCCGACUGCAAAUUACAUUUAUAUGUCAGUCGAUAGAUGCAUAUUGUUUUUGUUUUUAUCCACUGACGGAUCGAUAUUGAAAAAGCUGUUACUUCAUACAUAAGUACUUUGUCAAUCGACUGAAAUAAUGUGGAUUUGUGCACACAUGUUAUGCAGUUAUAGUACUAGAAUAUGAGUUAUUAAUAUCCAGGUAUUUGUAAGCACAGAACCAUUUUAUAGCGAUAUAUUUAAGAUGAAGCUAGAAGCUUUCAAGUUUUUUGCGGCUAUUUAAUUUCACAGAAAUAUACUACCCACAAAAGGCGCUAAUAUGAAAAGCACGAAAACAAUUCUAGGUUUACAGUAUAUAAUGGUUGUUGAACUAGGUAGAUAUGGUUUUAUAUGCCCUAUGAGAGUGGGGCUUAUGUUAAUCUGUUUAGAUACUUGAUGAUAAAACUGAUACUAUAAGUGUAAUUUUCAAUAUUUUUACAUGUAUCUUGAGAACUCACUAAAAUUGUAUAGUCUUAUAUUGCUGUGUAUUAUGUAUUUCAGCUAUUUUUGGCAGUUAAUGAAUCCAAGUUUAUGUAAUUUUGUGUCCUUUUAUAAAUUUGUUUAAGUUAUUUUGCUAGAGGCUACAAGAUCUAAAGAUAGAAAAAAACAUAAACAACUCGUUAAGCUUGUUCCAUAGUAUCGUUUCAUGUAACUCUCUCUCUCUCUCAAUUCAUUCAGAUGGUUUCACUUGUUAAAGCUAAAAAAAUCUUUAAACAACUUCUUAUGAAAUGCUUGAAAGAUCUUAUUUAAACUUGGUCUGUAACAUUAUUGGAUGGACGUUUGCAAGGUUUGAUAAACUAGAAGUAAUGGCGUAAUGACAUUUAUUCUGAAAAUGUAGAAUAAAACCUGAAUUAAGCAAACAGCAGUGAAAAUUAGUUUUAAUCACCUGCCAGGAGGGGUGGGGGAUUAUAGGAAUGGUCUCCGUCCUUCAGUCUGUCCGUAACAUUUUGUGUCCGCUCUAUAUUUCCUAAACCCCUUGAAGGAUUUUCAUGAAAUUUGGGCCAAGUGAUCACCUUAUCAAGACGAUGUGCAGAACACAUGAGUCAGCCAUGUCGGCUCAAGGUCAGGGUCACAACUCGAGGUCAAAGGUUUGAGCCUUCCAUUUUGUGUCCAUUCUGUAUCUCUUAAGUUCGACUUUGUCUACAAACCACCAAUUUUUUAUGUAGUUAUGGCCCCUUUCCAACUUAAAUUUUGCCAGACAAGAACUUGAAAGGCUUGACAGAUUUAGAUAAAUUUUGGUACACAGGUGUAACCUCAUAAAAUACAGGUCAAGUACAUUUAAAUUGCACCUUCUUGUGGCUAUGUCUUUCUUAUGGUUGCCAUUCUUCUGUGACCGUAUUGUGGGGGUAUUGGUCACUCCUGUGACAGUUCUAGUUUCCUCAUACAUGGACUAUAAAAUAUAUUUAACAAAGUCAAUGCUUCCACCCAGUACCAUCGACCCUUUCACUAUCCAUAACAGCGGCCGUGUGACAGGAAAGGCCGUACCGGCGA